UAUAAGAGAAGCGCAUGGCCCUGAAGGGCGCAUCCCCCAUCUCCGGGCGCAGCACCGAGCGCCCCACUCCGCGCCCUGCGGAUCCUCCGCGGGGACACGGGCUCUCCGACGGCGGCACAGGACCUCGCUCCCCAGCCCGCACGCACCCAGCCCGAUUCGCCUCCGCCUGAAGCGCCGCAGAGAUGCGAGGGGCGAAGAAGCGGCAGGCGCUGCCCGCCAUCGUGCUCCUGCUGCUGGCCUCGGCCCCGCCGCCGCCGGGCGCCGAGGGCAGGGACGUGCCCGCCGCCGGAGCCGAGCGGGGGGCGCUCCUCGACAUCCUCCUCCAAGCCCUGGGCGACGACGGCCGCCCGCUGCCGCCCCGCCCGCCGCGGAGGGAGCGGGUGAUCUCCCGGCGGUUCAGCGGCGGCAGUGCCCCUCCGACAGACCCCCGAGCCGCCGCCGCCGCCGCCCCGCCGCCCCCGCGGCUCUUCGCCGCCGCCCGGCACGGAGAAAUUUUUCCAAGAGAUUCCAGUCUAAAAGACAAGUUCAUAAAACAUUUUACAGGGCCAGUCACAUUUUCCUCAGAGUGUAGCAAGCACUUUCAUCGACUGUAUCACAACACAAGGGACUGCUCAACGCCAACCUAUUACAAAAGGUGUGCAAGAUUGCUAACGAGAUUAGCAAUGAGCCCUUUGUGUACACAGUCCUAGGAUGUUUGCUAUACUUUCUACCAAGGAGAGAAUUCUGAUUUGCCAAGAAAGUGCCUUGAAAUCUUCAAAAAUGGAGAAGACAUCUUUUAUCUUUUUGAUUUACAACAUUUUGUUACUAGAUGCAUUUUAUUUUCAUAUAUUUGUCCGACAUUCCAUGUUUGUUUGAAACAUUAUUUUAUUUUGUAAAUUUGUUGCCUAUAGUUCAGACAAGCCAAUUAUUUAAAUACAUUGUAUAUGGAGAAUACUAAUGAUAUACUGAUUAAAUAUUAUAACCAUAUGCAGGGAGUUGGUAAAAUUUUGCUGUUUCUCUUGUUCCGUUGUAUUUACAUCGUUCUGCUCAGGCUCUUACUCUCAUUAUUUGCACUAACUUGAAAUGCAGAAGUCUGUGUAACUGAAAUCUGAAUAAGCUGUAAGUGGGGAAGUUUUACUUGCCAUGGAAGAUAUUUUAUAUUAUGAAGCUUUGUUAAUAUAUACAUAUAUAUUAUUGUGCAUCAGAAAAAAAAUUGCUCAGAAAUGCACCUUGCUUUCAGGAACAUUUGUAUGAUUAUUCUGGAUUUUCAUCAGUUACAUUUGUACCGGCACUUAUGGAAAGAGUUGCAAAUAAUGUAAAUAUAAAGACUGGAAAACUGCAAUGCAGUUUUGGUGGAAUAAAGAAC
This is a messenger RNA of Poecile atricapillus (Black-capped chickadee), 1345 nucleotides long. RefSeq names its product ALK and LTK ligand 1 (gene ALKAL1). The transcript has 6 exons. The coding region runs from base 183 to 689 and encodes 168 amino acids. NCBI's taxonomy places the organism in Eukaryota, Metazoa, Chordata, Aves, Passeriformes, Paridae. The record is from RefSeq and is a predicted model, not a curated record. Gene Ontology annotation, molecular function: receptor tyrosine kinase binding; receptor signaling protein tyrosine kinase activator activity. Gene Ontology annotation, biological process: positive regulation of ERK5 cascade; positive regulation of ERK1 and ERK2 cascade.